AUGAGUGAAAACAAGAGCUUCAUCGCCCUUCGGAUUUCUCCGGUCUCAAUAAAGAUUGUGAUGGCGAGGAGACUACGUGGCCCUGGCUCCCACAGCAAGACCAAGACAGCAACGUGUCGCGUGGGCCGUGAUGUUGACGCGUCCACCUCGUCCGUGAGCUCCACCACGAGGCCCCUUGGGGGUGGCGAGGCGGACGGCGGCAGAGAUGAAGGCGACCGCCAGGGGGGUAAGAAGCUGUGUGCGGACGCCUGUGAGCAAGAGUCGUACGAGGACCGGCAGGAGAACGAGCUGGAGGUGCUCACGGCCAUCUACGGCGGCGAGUUGACCGACCUGAGGAAGCAAGACCCAUGGAAGGUGCGCCGCCCGCCACAGGUGUGCAUUUCACUGGCACCCCACGAUAGCGCAGGAGGUGCGUGCUACGUGACGGUGGACCUCACAGCUCCAGAAAUUGAGCUGAACAAUGCCAAAGGCCUGUCCAAUGAGAGUGUGAAAGAGCUGCAAGCCCAGCUGACAACCCUGGUAUCUGAACUGCGUGGAGAGGUGAUGAUCUUCCAACUGGCCCAUCACGUAAAGAACUUCCUGAUCGACCUCAACGUGCCACCGCCGUGUUCUUUCUACGAGGAAAUGCUGCGCAAUCAAGCAUUGCAGCAACAGAGGCUGGCUCAGGAGCAAGAGACGGCGUUCCGUGAAAAGCUGCAACAGGAGGAGAGUGAGAAACGUGCAAUUGAUCAUGAACUCAUGCGACGAGAGGAAGAGAAGAGAGAGGAGAGGAAGAGGAAGGAAUUGGCUAAGCAGCCAAGUACUCUAAACGCAUGUUUCAAAAUAUUGAGGGAAAAAUCGGAGGACCUGGAUAAAAAUCCACGCUACUAUGGGGAGAGCAUGCAAACUCCAAAUAUCCAGGCGUCGGGGUCGGGGACCGAACCCAUGAUCACCUGUAUACCAGGCGACAAGAGGGAGCGUCUCACAUCCCUUUGCAGCAGUGACAACUGCAGCCCAGGAGCGGAGGUGCUCAAGUUCCACACGCAAGGGGAGCGCUCCGUGUACCGCGGAAAGUGCAUCGGUGAGAGCACUCACUUGCGCCGCCAAGUGUUCAACGCGCUAGACAACAGCACGGGCGAGCUGGUGGUCGUGUACGAGUGGGUGCUGCGCUGGCCGGUAGGACACCCCGACCUCCGCACCAGCGAAGACAAGGAGCACAUGGAGAAGUGCCGCAAGCAGGUGCAAGGGGCCAGUGCAGAGUUGCAGUCGCUGUUGAAACUGCGGCACGAGGCGCUGGUGCCGUACCUUGCCAUGGAGAGCCAGGAGACGGAGACGGCCCUCAACGUGCGCCUGCUGGCCGAGCACGUGUCCGGCACGAGCCUGGCCGGCCACCUUGCCCGCACUGGCCCCUUGCCGGUGGAGACGGUCCGCCAGUACGCUUCCCAGCUGCUGCACGUGCUCGACUACCUGCACGCCAGCUCGGUGGUGCACCGUGACCUGCGUCUGUCGAGCGUGCUGCUGGACUGCGCGACGGGUCUGCUCCGCGUCGCCGACUACAGCCUGGCGCGCCGGCUCGCCGACGCCUGCGUGGCGAGCGAGCGGCCCAGUCGGCCCGGCGUGCCGCGGGUCCACUUCGUGGAGCCCGAGUGCGGUGCCGGGGCCGGUGCUGCGGCGGCUCGCUCGCAGCCGCCGAAGACCGGGAAGAAGGGCGACGUGUGGCGGCUGGGCGUGCUGCUGGAGCAGCUCGCGAUGGGACGGGAGAGCAACAACGAUUCGCCCGACACGCCACCUGCCGAUCUCCCCGUUGACUUCCGCGAGUUCCUGAGCCGAUGCUUGUGCGUGGACGACAAGGAAAGGUGGAGCACGCAGCAGCUGCUGGAGCAUCCCUUCAUCAAGUCGCCCGUCUCGUGCUCGCCAUCCACGAGGCCACACAGUCCCGAUGAUGACCUGAACUAUGCGGAGGCCCUCAUCCCGUCUCGUGAUAUCCUGGGCAUGUGCUCCCACCUCGACUCGCAGCGCCAGCUCUCCCGCUACUACACCGAGUUCGAGGAGCUCGCCCUCCUCGGCAAGGGGGCCUUCGGGGCCGUCAUCAAGGUGAGGAACAAGCUGGACGGCUGCUACUAUGCGGUGAAGCGGAUCCUGGUGAACCCAACCAGCAAACAGUUCCGCAGGAUAAAGGGCGAGGUCACACUGCUGUCCCGCCUCAACCACGAGAACAUUGUUCGUUACUACAACGCCUGGAUCGAGCGCUACGAGCUCUCGCCGUCAGAGUGCGCCGGGCUGAACAGCGGCACCGUCACCACCACCAGCAGCAGCAGUGACAAUAACAACCAUAACCCCGAUGCAGCGGGGAAGGCGGAGGCUGCCAAAGAGACUCCCGACGUGGCUAACGUGCGGGGCAGAGGGCCGUCGAUGCAUCUGAGCCGCCUGUCGGGCAUCGCGGGCCUGGACGACGUGGAGGCGAACGCGCCCCCUCCCGUGACGGCGUCGACGCGGACGGUGGCGUCGGGCUCGGUGGAGUGGAGCAUGUCGUACGAGCACUCGAUGAGCGCACGCUGCGGCCCCUCCACGACCGGAGACAGCUCCAGCGACUCGAGCGACGAGGACGACGAGGACGACGCCGUCUUCGGACGGUCCUUUGUACCUUCGGGCAGUGAUUCUGACUGCGACGUCGUGUUUGAGAACUCGGGUGAAAAAAACCAGGAGUCUCAUGAGAGUUCACUGUCUGAUAAAGAGUUGAGCACAAACCGAGCGCCGGUCUGCCAGCCCACACCAACAGUGGUCCACCAUCUCUUCAUACAGAUGGAAUACUGCGAGAGGAGCACUCUACGCGACACCAUAGACAAGGGCCUGCACAUGGAGACGGAUCGCAUGUGGCGUCUUUUCCGUGAAAUCCUGGACGGGCUGGCUUACAUUCAUGAGCAGGGCAUGAUCCACAGAGACCUCAAGCCAGUAAAUAUCUUCCUGGAUUCUUCAGACAGCGUGAAGAUUGGAGACUUUGGUUUGGCUACAGAUCACCGGCUCGUUGCAACCGUGAAACUUCCCACGGAGAAUAUGGGAUCGGCACGCAACUUGCGUGCGAGUUGUACAGGUGGGCUCACGGGGCAGAUUGGCACGGCACUUUACGUGAGUCCGGAGGUUUUGGGGAACAUCAAAGCGGUCUACAAUCAGGAUUUGACAUUUACUCUUUAUCGUAAGAUCCCUCAACAUGGUCUGGUGUGA
Callorhinchus milii (elephant shark) is the source of this 3201-nucleotide messenger RNA. It is a transcript of the gene eif2ak4, whose product is annotated as eukaryotic translation initiation factor 2 alpha kinase 4. The record is from RefSeq and is a predicted model, not a curated record. Gene Ontology annotation, biological process: protein phosphorylation. Gene Ontology annotation, molecular function: protein binding; protein kinase activity; ATP binding. Bases 1 to 3201 code for a protein of 1066 amino acids. NCBI's taxonomy places the organism in Eukaryota, Metazoa, Chordata, Chondrichthyes, Chimaeriformes, Callorhinchidae. The transcript is spliced from 21 exons.